GGCGCGUUUUUGGAUUCCGGCGUUGUUGAAGAUUCCAGAAGUUUUUCGCCUAUUUCCUCGCUCUGUGUGAUCAAAAUCUGUGUGUCAAUAUUGUCGUAAUUCCACCAUAUCAUCAGGAGGGUCAGAAUUACUUGUUGAGUGAGUAUACCUGAAGUUAAGAGUAAAAUGGGAUCUGGAGAAAUUCGUUGGGUACCACUGGAGUCCAAUCCAGAGGUCAUGACCAAGUACUCUCGGUCGUUGGGGGCAUCGGUGGGUCAGUGGGUCGAUGUUUUCGCAUUGGACGAGGACUCACUCGCAGCCGUUCCGCAGCCAGUUAAAGCUGUCAUUCUCCUCUUCCCUAUUUCCGAAGGGUAUGACCAGUACUGCAAGGAACAGGAUGAAGCACUCAAACUCAAGGGACAAGAGGUUCCACAGGAUUUGUUUUACAUGAAACAGUUUAUUCACAAUGCUUGUGGUACGGUCGGAAUGAUUCAUUCAUUGGGGAACAAUUUUGAAGAUCUGAAGCUGGACAGUGAGAGCAUUCUGAAAAAGUUUUUGGAAAAUACAAAAGAUAUGGAUGCGCAUGCUAGAGGUUUGGAGCUGGAAAAGUUUAAUCAAAUCGCGACUGUCCACGAGGAAAUUGCUAGCGAAGGUCAAACCGCUGCACCUAGUCGAGACGACACUUUGGUUACCCAUUUUGUUGCAUUUGUCCACAAGGAUGGACACUUGUACGAGUUGGAUGGACGACGAGAAUUUCCAAUUAAUCAUGGUGCAACUACUGCUGAGGACCUUUUGAAGGACGCUGCUGCCGUGUGCAAGUCGAGGAUAGAGCGAGAUCCGACAGAAUAUCGUUUUACCAUCGUUGCCCUCACCACCGGCGAUGUCGAAUAAUGUAACAAGACCACUCAACUUGAGAACUUUAAGCCUGCAUUCAAACAAAAAAAAAACAUUCGUCUGAAUAAUUAUAAAUUUAUAAUAUAAUCUAAAUUGGUAUAUCUGUGUAAUUUACUUAAUAAUCUUAUUAGUCUUAUCUCUAUCAAUCCCGGUGCGUUGUUCAAUGUCUUAUAAAAAAGCAAUCAUUAGUACCCUAAAUUAAAUUAUUUACAUUAUGAAAUCAAAACAGAAUUUUGCACAUGCAUAAAUAAGUACGUAUGGAAAGAAAUAUAUGUAUAUCUUUUACAUUGGUUUUCCAAUUCUGAUUUUUAAUAUACUUCUAAAUCUAAAUUAGUUUCAUUUUGUACGGUGUUCCGAAUAAAUAUAAGAAGGU
This is a messenger RNA of Folsomia candida, 1246 nucleotides long. RefSeq names its product ubiquitin carboxyl-terminal hydrolase isozyme L3 (gene Uch). Gene Ontology annotation, molecular function: cysteine-type deubiquitinase activity. The record is from RefSeq and is a predicted model, not a curated record. Gene Ontology annotation, biological process: ubiquitin-dependent protein catabolic process; protein deubiquitination. Lineage: Eukaryota; Metazoa; Arthropoda; Collembola; Entomobryomorpha; Isotomidae. Gene Ontology annotation, cellular component: cytoplasm. Bases 166 to 870 code for a protein of 234 amino acids. The transcript has 9 exons.